Molecule: messenger RNA, 657 nt
Organism: Cylicostephanus goldi
Lineage: Eukaryota; Metazoa; Nematoda; Chromadorea; Rhabditida; Strongylidae
Source: the annotation of a GenBank genome assembly
AUGUGCAAUUUGAAAGAUGUCAAGACCAAAUUUGCUUCAGUAAGUUGUGGCAUUAUAGGAAGCGGUUUAUUGAGAUUUCAGCUCUAUCUCGAUAGUGUGAUGGACAAUUUGCUGCCAGCUGCGCGGCCUUUCCUCAUGAAGGUAUAUAAGAACAAAGAAGAGGCUGAUAUUGCAUGGGAGGUCAUGGUAUCAUCACGAAUUUAUGGGCUUGCAUUUGGUUGUUUCAUUUCCAUAUAUUUCUCCAAGCUACAUGGCCGGAAAUAUCCAGUUGUCUUAGGUACCGCUCUUGACUUAGUCGGAAUACUUCUUACACUUCUCACUGUACAUAUCAGACUGGGGAUGGUAGCAGCCACCGUUGGUCGAUUUAUAAAUGGAUGUGGACAAGGUAUUGUGCAGACAGCUGGUACCGUGAUGUUAGCUGAACUGCCACCCAACCAUGGCCGUGGUCUCGCUUUGGCCACACUUACAGUAUGGGCUUGUUUGGGUGAACUGGCUGGCAUGGUUAUCUCCCUGGAAGAGAUAUUCGGAAAUUCGUCAUCAUGGCAUAUUGCUAUGGGCGUACCUCUGAUUCUUCUCGUGCCUGCAUUUUACAUACUCAUUAGUGCUCCAGAAAACAAAAGGUGGUUUUUAUUAUUUUUCGAAAAAACUCCUAAGUGA